AACCCAAUUCACAGCAAAGCGAAGCAGUAAACUCAGCAAUGGAAAGAAGCAAAGUGGUGAUGAUGAUGGAAAUGGCAGCUCUUGGAUUCGCUUUACUGUUAAUAGUGCCACAAGCCGAUGCUACUAGGUACAUUGUUGGAGGGGGAGGCGUGGGUUGGACCACUAAUGUCAAUUACACUGUCUGGGCUCAAGGAAAGCACUUCUACAAUGGCGACUGGCUGUUCUUCGUAUACGAUCGGAACCAGAUGAAUGUUCUGGAGGUGAACAAGACAGACUACGAGUCAUGCAAUUCUGAUCAUCCACUUCACAACUGGACAACUGGAGCUGGAAGGGAUGUGGUUCCGCUUAAUGUGACUCGCCAUUACUAUUUCAUUAGUGGCAAAGGGUUCUGCUACGGCGGCAUGAAACUAGCAGUCCGUGUCGAGAACCUGCCUCCACCUCCUAAAGCUGCUCCGUUGAACGAAAAGAGUGACUCCUCGCCAAGUACUGUUUUCUACAGAGGUCAGCUUGUUUUACCAGCUGCUUUUGCCAUUGCUGCUCUGUGGGAUGCAUUUGUUCGAAUCUGGUAGUUUCGGACAAAAUCUAAUGUAGACAAUUCCUUCAUCAAUUGUGAAAACCAAAUAGAAAGAAUCCAUAUUCCAUUUCUUCUUAAAUUAUUGGUGUUUUUGUCCUGAAAGUGUUGACAUGAAACUAGUUUUAGGAGGGGUUUGUUGAUAGAGAAGCAUGUGAAAAAUGGCUACUCUCUGGGAGACAUUAUUGCUUGAAUUUGUGGCAAAAUGCAAUGUUAUUGAGUUCUGGAA
Molecule: messenger RNA, 800 nt
Organism: Hibiscus syriacus
Lineage: Eukaryota; Viridiplantae; Streptophyta; Magnoliopsida; Malvales; Malvaceae
Product: lamin-like protein
Exons: 2
Coding region: 39-569 (176 amino acids)
Cellular component (GO): plasma membrane
Molecular function (GO): electron transfer activity
Source: RefSeq, a predicted model, not a curated record